This is a messenger RNA of Melospiza melodia melodia, 2204 nucleotides long. RefSeq lists its product as uncharacterized. The transcript has 9 exons. NCBI's taxonomy places the organism in Eukaryota, Metazoa, Chordata, Aves, Passeriformes, Passerellidae. The record is from RefSeq and is a predicted model, not a curated record. The annotation marks the transcript as partial.
GAGACAGGGAGGAGACAGUGCCAGAGAGGGGACAGUGACAGUGCCAGGGCCAGUGCCAGUGCCAGGGAAGGGACAGGGCCAUGGCACAGCUGAGCUUCAUCCUGCUGCUCGCCUCUCUCCUGAUCCUUUUCCCACCGGUGAAGCCCUCAGAUCUCUCCCCUCCCGCCCCCAACAUCUCGGUGAUGCCGGGCAAGGCGCGUUUCCUGGUGGGCGAUGCCGUGUCCAUCUCCUGCGCCGCGCCGGCGCCGCCCAGCACCGACCGCAUCCAGGCCUUCCGCUUCACCGGCACCUCAGGCUGGGCCAGCGACGUCCGUACGUCCCGCCGGACGUCUGUCCACACCUUCACAGUCACCGGGCCCCAUGACGGUGGCUUCCACACCUGCUCCUACAGCGUCGUCCGGCGCGGUGGCCGCGUCCUCCACUCGCCACCCAGCCGGGCUGUGGUCAUCAAUGUCCGAGACCGCCCGACCCAACCCAACCUGACGGUGACACCCUCGGGCCUCACAGUGCAAGGGCAGCCCCUCCUCUUCCUCUGCAUGGCCCCGCCCAGCAAAGCCCCUCGGCGCCACUUCCGCUUCCUCCGGGAUGAGCUCGAGGUCUCCGAGGGCAUCGUGGAAGGUUCUGGAAGCGCCCGGCUGAGGGUGGAGAGGAGCGGCCAGAACCAGACCGGGAACUUCAGCUGCAGCUAUGAGGAGAUGACCGAGGGGCGCUGGAUUGCCUCCUACCCCAGCGAGGCCGUGGCAGUGGUGGUGGAAGACCCGUGUCCGCCCCCCGUGCUUUGGGUGGAGCCUCCGUCUGGCGUGGUCACUGCGGGUCAGCGGCUGCGCCUGACCUGUUCCGCGAGCCGACGUCACUUUCGGCGCCGCUUCCGCUUCUUCCGCGAUGGUGUCGAGCUGACUCCGGGUGACCUCAUCGAUGACGUCAUCAGUGACGUCACUGGUGAUGGGUCCCAGCUGGUGUUCCCGCGGAUUUCGCCAGAAUUUUCUGGGAAUUUCAGCUGCCUGCUGGAGGAGGAGGUGGGCGGGGCCUGGGUGGAGGCUCCGCCCAGUGAAGGCGUGGCCGUGGUGGUCAUGGACCUCUCCCCUCCCGCCCCCAACAUCUCGGUGACGCCGGCCAAGGCGCGUUUCCUGGUGGGCGAUGCCGUGUCCAUCUCCUGCGCCGCGCCGGCGCCGCCCAGCACCGACCGCAUCCAGGCCUUCCGCUUCAAUGGCACCUCAGGCUGGGCCAGCGACGUCCGUACGUCCCGCCGGAUGUCUGUCCACACCUUCACCGUCACCGGGCCCCACGACGGCGGCUUCCACACCUGCUCCUACAGCGUCGUCCGGCGCGGUGGCCGCGUCCUCCACUCGCCACCCAGCCGGGCUGUGGUCAUCAAUGUCCGAGACCGCCCGACCCAACCCAACCUGACGGUGACACCCUCGGGCCUCACAGUGCAAGGGCAGCCCCUCCUCUUCCUCUGCAUGGCCCCGCCCAGCAAAGCCCCUCGGCGCCACUUCCGCUUCCUCCGGGAUGAGCUCGAGGUCUCCGAGGGCAUCGUGGAAGGUUCUGGAAGCGCCCGGCUGAGGGUGGAGAGGAGCGGCCAGAACCAGACCGGGAACUUCAGCUGCAGCUAUGAGGAGAUGACCGAGGGGCGCUGGAUUGCCUCCUACCCCAGCGAGGCCGUGGCAGUGGUGGUGGAAGACCCGUGUCCGCCCCCCGUGCUUUGGGUGGAGCCUCCGUCUGGCGUGGUCACUGCGGGUCAGCGGCUGCGCCUGACCUGCUCCGCGAGCCGACGUCACUUUCGGCGCCGCUUCCGCUUCUUCCGCGAUGGUGUCGAGCUGACUCCGGGUGACCUCAUCGAUGACGUCAUCAGUGACGUCACUGGUGAUGGGUCCCAGCUGGUGUUCCCGCGGAUUUCGCCAGAAUUUUCUGGGAAUUUCAGCUGCCUGCUGGAGGAGGAGGUGGGCGGGGCCUGGGUGGAGGCUCCGCCCAGUGAAGGCGUGGCCGUGGUGGUCAUGGACCUCUCCCCUCCCGCCCCCAACAUCUCGGUGACGCCGGCCAAGGCGCGUUUCCUGGUGGGCGAUGCCGUGUCCAUCUCCUGCGCCGCGCCGGCGCCGCCCAGCACCGACCGCAUCCAGGCCUUCCGCUUCAAUGGCACCUCAGGCUGGGCCAGCGACGUCCGUACGUCCCGCCGGAUGUCUGUCCACACCUUCACCGUCACCGGG